Messenger RNA from Astyanax mexicanus (Mexican tetra), 2978 nucleotides. RefSeq names its product tubulin alpha-1C chain. The record is from RefSeq and is a predicted model, not a curated record. Gene Ontology annotation, cellular component: cytoplasm; microtubule. Gene Ontology annotation, molecular function: GTP binding; structural constituent of cytoskeleton. Gene Ontology annotation, biological process: mitotic cell cycle; microtubule cytoskeleton organization. The transcript is spliced from 4 exons. Bases 140 to 1489 code for a protein of 449 amino acids. NCBI's taxonomy places the organism in Eukaryota, Metazoa, Chordata, Actinopteri, Characiformes, Acestrorhamphidae.
AUACCAGCGUUUCUGAGGAAGUUCAAACCAUCACCUCACAACGGAUUCCUAACGGUCUUAGCGUGAGAGCUGUUUUACGAAGUUUUAACGAAGUUUUUACGCAGUAAAAGAAGUUGUAGUUCACUCCUUCCACAUCAGUAUGCGUGAGUGUAUCUCCAUCCACGUGGGCCAGGCUGGUGUCCAGAUUGGAAAUGCCUGCUGGGAGCUGUACUGUCUUGAGCAUGGCAUUCAGCCGGAUGGUCAGAUGCCCAGUGACAAGACCAUCGGCGGAGGGGACGACUCCUUCAACACCUUUUUCAGCGAAACAGGAGCUGGCAAGCACGUCCCCAGAGCAGUGUUUGUGGACCUAGAGCCCACUGUGAUUGACGAGGUCCGUACCGGCACUUACCGCCAGCUGUUCCACCCUGAGCAGCUCAUCACUGGAAAGGAAGAUGCUGCCAACAACUACGCUCGUGGGCAUUACACCAUCGGCAAGGAAAUCAUCGACCUGGUUCUCGACAGGAUCCGCAAACUGUCUGACCAGUGCACUGGUCUCCAGGGCUUCCUGGUGUUCCACAGCUUUGGAGGUGGUACUGGUUCUGGGUUCACCUCCUUGCUGAUGGAGCGCCUCUCUGUCGACUAUGGCAAGAAGUCCAAGCUGGAGUUCUCCAUCUACCCAGCUCCACAGGUGUCCACCGCUGUGGUGGAGCCCUACAACGCUAUCCUGACCACCCACACUACCCUCGAGCACUCCGACUGCGCUUUCAUGGUGGACAACGAGGCCAUCUACGACAUCUGCCGUAGGAACCUCGAUAUCGAGCGUCCUACCUACACCAACCUCAACAGGCUGAUCAGCCAGAUUGUGUCUUCCAUCACCGCCUCCCUCCGAUUCGAUGGUGCCCUCAAUGUUGAUCUGACCGAGUUCCAGACCAACUUGGUGCCCUACCCUCGUAUCCACUUCCCACUGGCCACCUACGCCCCGGUUAUCUCUGCUGAAAAAGCUUACCACGAGCAGCUUACUGUUGCAGAGAUCACCAAUGCUUGCUUUGAGCCUGCAAAUCAGAUGGUGAAAUGUGAUCCACGUCACGGCAAGUACAUGGCCUGCUGCCUGCUGUACCGUGGUGACGUCGUACCCAAAGACGUCAACGCCGCCAUUGCCACCAUCAAGACCAAGCGUUCCAUCCAAUUCGUGGACUGGUGCCCAACUGGUUUCAAGGUUGGUAUCAACUACCAGCCCCCCACUGUGGUGCCCGGCGGUGACCUGGCCAAAGUCCAAAGAGCCGUGUGCAUGCUAAGCAACACCACAGCUAUCGCAGAGGCCUGGGCCAGGCUCGACCACAAGUUCGACCUGAUGUACGCCAAGCGUGCCUUCGUGCACUGGUACGUAGGAGAGGGUAUGGAGGAGGGAGAGUUCUCUGAGGCCAGAGAGGAUAUGGCGGCUCUGGAGAAGGAUUAUGAGGAGGUUGGUGCCGACAGCCUGGAGGGAGAAGAUGAAGGAGAAGAAUAUUAAAUGUGAAUUAAAGAGGACAUGAAACAUUUCAGUUUGUACAAGUUUUCUAAGGGAUUAAAUAUAAUGGGAUUUAUUUGGGGGGGAUUUUUUUAUAUAAAAUGUUUAGAGACUAAAUUAUAAUAUAUUUAUGUUUGUUACGUUUGCGCUAGGGUGCCGCCAUGUUGCCCAUGCAGCACUGGUGACGUCACGAGGUUGGUUGGUGAAGAGCCCAGGUACAUAACUAGCGUAAAAGAGCUUAUUGUUUGUGGAGAUUAUGGAUGAAGACGAAGCUGAACUAGGCUAACGUGGAGCAUUUGCUCAGAGAUCUUUCCUGUAUAAAGCUGAGCAGAACUUUUUAGAUGCUUUUCUGAGAGCGAGACGUUUUUUGGAGGUGUCUAUUCUCUCUCUACGUGGAGCCGUGCAGAAACCCUGCAGCCCGUCAACAGCAGGUACUGCCAUCCCGUUAACUAGCUUGUUUAUAUAACUUACAUUUAACAUGUAAAGUCCAUUAAGACUGAAUGAAACAUAUUGAUAUUGAAACACCAAGGCACUGUUUGGUUGAUAAACCGUUCAGUUUGGAAGUUAGAAGGCUUACUGGGUACUUAGCUUCAUCUAGUUAGUGUUAGUUAGUUAGCUAGCGUUGGCUAGCUAUGGUAAGAUAGCUAGAUAAGUAGCUAGCUAUAUUAUCUUUUAAUUGUCAGCUUAUCUAGACUUUCGGUAAGUUACCUCUCGGUGCUCUGCUGGGUGGGCGCUUUGUUUGGCUCGUUCCGUGCGGCUCACAGCUGCUGCUGUUACAGUACCUCCAGUUGGACGGUCUGUACAUCCCAGUUGUUCAGAGAAAGAAUAAAUACGAAGGAAAAAAGCCUCAGACUGCAGCUUAUUUGUCCGGCACUAAUGCUCCCGACUCAAAACCCUCUCCUCCACAUAGUCCUGGUCUAGAAAGUGCUCGCACCUAACCCCUAGCAUUGCAGCUAACCGGAGGAUUCUCACGCUUCAGCGCCGCGAGCCACCGCCGAAGAACAGCUGUCCGAGGUGAGGUAUGAAAGUGAAAGUGAACCUUUUCUCAUUCUUCACCCUAUAAAAGUAUACUAUACCCAGUAUUACUACACCCAGGGGCAAUACAAAAGUGCCCCCCGCUUUGCAUUGAUUCUUGGUUUGGAUUUUAUUAUCUAUUGAGGAACUAAGUUACUGUAGGCUCAUAGUUAAUGUUAGUGAGGCGUUCGGGAACCAACCUCGUGACGUCACUUUCAGCGCAGGGACAAGAUGGCGCUGCACUUACUUAAGAAAAUAACAUUGAGAUUGCUCAUUAUUUUAAUUCAGUUUCACUGACAACUGUUAAACUUAUAAAAUUUGUUAGAGAAUGAAAAUACAUCUUGUGAAUUAUACUAAAUACUUGAAGUGUUUCAUGUCCCCUUUAAAGAAGUGUGAAUUGAAGGCUGCAAGUCCAUUCAUCAUUUUAGUGUUUCUGUUUCGUUUUAUCAUUUUGAAUAAAUUUGAGAUAAAAAAGUUG